Messenger RNA from Plasmodium fragile, 906 nucleotides. RefSeq lists its product as uncharacterized. The coding region runs from base 1 to 906 and encodes 301 amino acids. Gene Ontology annotation, molecular function: RNA methyltransferase activity; RNA binding. The transcript is spliced from 6 exons. The record is from RefSeq and is a predicted model, not a curated record. NCBI's taxonomy places the organism in Eukaryota, Apicomplexa, Aconoidasida, Haemosporida, Plasmodiidae. Gene Ontology annotation, biological process: rRNA methylation.
AUGAACAAAAAGAAGAAAGUUACCCCGUUCGGCGUCCUUCCAGAAUUUAGACCUAAUUUGCCACCACGCCGUCCCAAGGGACCGCCGAAGAAGACCUACUCACUCUCCUCCCCCCACCGCAACGACAAAUCAGACACCCCAUUGGUAAAUAUAAAAAGAAAUAAUUUCUUGGAAGCUCAGGCAGAGAACGACAUAGAUUAUGUAUACGGCAUAAAUUCAGUGUUGUCCGUGUUGAUGAAGAAGGAGCGAACCAUUCACAAAGUCCUGAUAAACGAGAAAAUUCGCAUGAACAAAAAAACACGCAAACAUGCAUACCAGUACAUUUUCAACACGCUAAAAAAAAGGAACAUCCCAAUAACAACCACGAGCAAGAGGAAGAUGGACGACCUGGUGGGGGGCUUCCCACACAACGAUAUAAUCAUGCAGACCAACUACCGUACCAUGAAAAAGGCUAAACACUUCCUCAAGGAUUACCCACAGAAAGGGAAGCAAGCAAAUAUUUACAUCUGUCUCCAUGAUGUUGUUGGCACCUCCGAGUUUUUGAACUUUUUCCACGUCAAUGACAUGCUCACCUUUAUGGACGAAUUAAGAAGCUCCGGAUUUAAAAUUCUUUCCACCUGCUGCCGCCCAAACGACUCCAGUUCGAACAAUCGCCUCGAACAAUUAGCAAAUGUGCAGAUCAGCAAAAACGAAAAGAUUUUUAUAAUCUUAGGAAAUGAAACCAAAGGACUGAGCAAGGAAAUACUAGACAGGUCAGACAUUUGUAUAUACAUAAAUGGGCACCGCACAGAAGAAGCUCCUCCUACACCUGACUUGAACCCUAAUGCAAAUUUUACCUUAGACAGCCUCAACGUAAAUAAUGCGUGCGCUAUAUUAUUGCAUCACUUUACCUCUCAUUUGUCGUAG